AUGGCAGAUCAUGGCCUGAAAUGGGACUCCCUCGUCGCCUUUGACAAUGUCGCCGCUGGCCACGACGGCGUCAUGUCAGACGAAUCGGGCAGUCUGAUCAUCAAACCAUGCGUCGCUGCCGAGGUCGAGUUUUAUGAGGUUUCCAAUGCUGAGCAUCCAGAAUUUGCCCAGUUGAUGCCGACCUUCAUGGGCAGUCUCCAGCGCGGCCAGUCUAAAGAACUCCAAGACCAUCUCACCACCGCCGCUUCCCAUUCUGCUGGUAACGAAGCAAUUGUUCUACCUGCCGCUUUAGAGAACGAACCAGAAGUGAAGGACACAAAUGAUGUAACCGAGACGAGCAACGCCCUACGAGGAAAGAAACUGGACACGGGACUUGCUAUCGUCCUAGAGAACGUGUUGGCCGGUUUUCAAAAGCCCAAUUUCGUCGAUGUGAAGCUGGGUAAACGACUGUGGGCAGAUGAUGCACCACCUGCCAAACGAACCAAGCUGGACGAUGUCGCAUCCCAGACAACUAGUGGUUCGCUCGGCUUUAGGAUAGCAGGCAUGAAGGUAUGGCAUCCCGAGGGCUCAGGAGAGUACAAAGUAUUCGACAAGUUCUACGGUCGAAAUUUGACAUCAGAUAAUGUAAAGGAUGCUUUCUCAACCUUCCUCUGCCUCGACCAGAAGACAGAAUCCUCAGAACUUAUCAGAGACGUCAUCAGUAAUAUCGAAGAGGCCGUUGGAUCGAUAGAAGAUAUCAUCGCCAACCAAGAGAGCCGUAUGUAUUCGGCGAGCUUGUUGUUCGUUUAUGAAGGAAAUCCACAUGCACGAAAGGAGGCUCUCAAUUCUGCGAUUGCACAGACGGCACAGGAUCGAGACUCGGAUGGUCUUUUGGACAAGAGCCAAGAAGGAAAGAAAGAAGAAGGCGAAGAUGUCGAUGAAGACGAUGAUGAUGACGAAGAGGACGAGCGAGCUGAUCCAAAGCUGUUUGACAUCAAGAUGAUCGACUUUGCUCAUGCAGAAUGGACACCCGGACAAGGGCCAGACGAAAACAUGCUGGUUGGUAUACGUAGCGUCCGCAAGGUCUUGAAGAACUUGAUGAAGCAAGUCGAUCGCGAGUGA
Aureobasidium musti is the source of this 1101-nucleotide messenger RNA. Lineage: Eukaryota; Fungi; Ascomycota; Dothideomycetes; Dothideales; Saccotheciaceae. The record is from the annotation of a GenBank genome assembly.